AUGAUAGCAUUAGAGCGAACCCCACCGAACAUUGAGCUCGUUGAUGCAUUUGCACGCCAGCUCUAUCGAAAAGCCCGGGCUGCGGGUCCGGAGCUCGACGAGUUGGCUACAGCCAUCCGCAGUUUGCACAUGGCUCUGAAGCACUUGCGUGACGAGACCCGAGAGCCUGGCUCUCCUCUGUUCCAGUGUGACAACGACCAAAACAAUGAAAAGAGCACUGUCUAUUCCAGACGACUCGUCUGUCUUGCUGAAGACAGCGACUUCGUGCUCAAGCAAGCAGACACCAUUCUCGAAAAGUAUCAAGAGAAUCUGGGACCAAGCAAGGAUAUCGUGAAUAGCGAUGCCCAGAGGGACCCGGACCCCGCUGAGAAAGUUCAGGAACUUCGGCUGGCUCGCGACAGCUUGAUGUCUCAGAAGAUGAAGGUUGACAUUUUCCUUGAGACAGUUCUGCUCCACCAUCCAGCAAAAUCACGCCGCACUGUGGAUGAAUCGGAAGACCAACAGCUGGACAUGAUCAUAGACAAAGUGAACGAGUACUUCAGCCGUUCACGGCUCAGCCCAAAUUCCGUGGCCCCCACGCAGGAGGACACCGAAGAGAUUUGGCGAAAGAUCAAGCUUGAGUUGGAGCUCAAGGGCGUUUCAGCUGACACAGUGUGCAAAAGUCAGACUCGCAGCAAGCUUGAGUCUGCCAGAGAUGAUGACGAAGGCAUUUUCGUUGUCAGUGGCAUUGAGUCGGCAGGCGAGGACUCAGAUGAGCGCCGCCGUAGGCACGAGCGACGUCGUCAUCGGCAUGGUUACCAUGACGAAGUCCACAACAUGAAGCGUGAGGACGAUGAAGACAAGAACCCUAGAGCCUGUCGUCUCUCGAUUGUGCCAUCACCGGAGAGUGUCGAUGGCGAUUCAGGCUCUCCCUCCAGCGUGACAUCUCCAAAGCCAAUUUUGAAGAACAAAAAUCCGAACCACGUGCGGUUUGAUCCGGACGGUCCAGUAGAGGUUCCCUCGACGGCACGCUCUUACGAGAGGACGCGAGAGCGAGAAGGGGAACGAUACCGUGGGGAAGAGAACAGACCUCAGAGGGAGGAAGAGAGGAGUCGUUGUGAGCGAGAUAGAGAAAAGGAAAGGGAUCGUGAACAAGAGGAAUGCUAUCGCAACCGCGAUCGUGACAGGGACAAAGAAAGGGAUCGAAAGAGGGACAGAGAGAGAGACAGAGAGAGAGACAGAGAUCGGUCCUCUUAUCAGCACUACCACCAUCAUCGUGAGAGUGACCAUGAUCGUGAUCGAGACAGGGAAAGGAAGAGACAUCGUGACCGGGAAAAAGACCGCGAGCGCACUCGUGAGCCAGAGGAACGUACUAGUAAUCGACUCAAUACCUUCAGGGAGGUGGUCGAAGCAAUUGGUGUCAGUGGGACUGUGGCGACAGCUUUGAGCAUGAUUGGAGAGGCGGCAAAGCACCUGUAA
Molecule: messenger RNA, 1458 nt
Organism: Thermochaetoides thermophila DSM 1495
Lineage: Eukaryota; Fungi; Ascomycota; Sordariomycetes; Sordariales; Chaetomiaceae
Exons: 2
Coding region: 1-1458 (485 amino acids)
Source: RefSeq, a predicted model, not a curated record